UCCCAUUUCCACAAGCAGAGAAAGAUCAACGCUGUUGAUGUUUACAUAUCGAAAGCGGUCUCAAUGCAACAGUCCCAUGAGUCAUCACCAGCUGGCCUCAUGUCCAUGAAUAGCCACGCCGAUCUUAAAACACACAGCGCGUCUAUUUUAAGAGCCUUCAUUUGGGUUUAAAUGCGCGUUUAAUCUGGGAUGCCAUAAACAUUAGCAUUGUGCCUUUGAAGCACAAAGGAGAUUACAGUGACUGGGUAGCUAUUUUGGCUCACAUGCAAGGUUUCGCUUUACGAGAAGGUUUCUUUUUCCCCCAAUGAUAUUCUCUCUGUGAGCUAUUUUUAGUCUGUCUCCUUGUAAUGUAAUGUAAACCAUUAGAUUUCAGAUUGGAAGAAUGAGACGGCUACAUGUCUAACUCAUUUUCAUUGCGGGCUAAAUGGUCGUUAGUUUCCCUCAGAGUGCCGUUAUGACUGUCAAAAGUCAUCAAAUGUUGAGUCAACUCAUAAUGUUAUGACAUAAACUGUAUACACAUUUCACCUCUGUUGUUCAUGUAUUUUCAACAUCAAAUUCAGGUGCCAUGGAAAAAAGUGGCAAGCUAUAUUUUAGUAGACACUAUUUUCCAAUUUAGAAGAAGGGUGGUGGUGAAAAUAAUGCCAGGUCUGUCUCUUUUUUGUUUUCCCCCCUGUUAAGUGCAUGGACUCAUGGUCAACAACAAGGCACUCUAAAACAGCCAUGCCAACCCGUAGCCUCAUUCCAGAUGCAUAGCUGUCAAGUCGGCUUUUCCUUUUCUUUCUUUUUUUUUUUUAAUAUAAACCCUCCCCCCUCACCCGUGUCACUCUUCCUGUUGUCACCGCUCGGCAGGCACACGAGCGCUUUUUAAUCGCAGAUGGUGAAUCACACGAGAAGCGAGGCGAGCGGCCUCUUUUCACUGGCACCUCUCUUACGAUGCCGUGUUCUGCUCUCCAAGUGCGCGUCAAACAGAAAGCUUUCAAGAGCAAGCAAGUGGGAGGGGGUUGGGUAGGGGUGGGGGGAGAUUUCCUUUCUUCAGUAAGAAGGGUGGCGGAGGAGAAUGUUCAAGAUGGGAGAGUACAUUUAAUCUUGCUUGCAGGACGUUCGUUCGUAUGGCAAUUAUGCAGGAGAGCGACUUGAGACGACCUGAGCGAGCGCCAGAGUUUGCGUUGAGUGGAAGCUCGUAGCGCAAGAAAAGCAUCACAAACGUGUGAUUGAAAGAUUACUUUUCACUGUGCUUGCCAUUUUGUGACCAACUAUAAAAGGGUCAAUGGUAAUUCAUCUUUUGGAAUUUAUCGUCGAGCGGCAAUUUGGGAGCCAGACUAACGUGUCAGCGUGCGUGACUGUAGAUCAAUGGAGGGGUGUGACAGUACAUAUUUAUAUUUAUCUGCAGCUAAUAUUUGUGGGGGAUCUGAAAUAUUCAUAGCGUUUUCAUCAAGCACAUAAGUAGCGUGACAUCAUAGCGGCGAGACAUUGCAUAAUAAGCACAAUGAAUAAUGACCGUGAAAUGAUGGCCUUAAGUGCUUUCCUCUGCAAAUGACUUCACUCUGUUUAGCAAAACAUUAUUUCACAUCCUUUGGACAUGUUGACUGACGUCACGAGGCAUCUCGGAACGUUACGUGCCGCGGCUGCUGCUGCUAGGUGACUCGUUUCCGUGGCAACUGCCAGCUGUGAAUACAGCCCAUCUCAAUCAUGUGUCCCCAAAAGCGACAAUGAGCAUCAGCGUGAAGGUUCCCGAGGCAAAAGAUUUGGGAGACACAGAGUUCUUCCACUUCCCGUCCCCCACUCUGAAGCACAAAUGACCACAUAUAGGUCGAAAGUGCUCUGUCGCGCUGUCUCCACGGCCAUUCAUGUUGUUGGACUACUGCUGUCGAUGUUGUGGAUUCACUCUCAUCAAGCGCCAUGGAGCCGUCUCGCUCAAGGCCACACCCAGUGACACCUGGGUCGUCCUGCAGAACCUGCUGAUGUGCAUGGUGUGCUUCUACUCUCUCUACUACAUGGUGGUCAGCCUCUGCAUCGGCCUGCUCAGGGUUCAUGAAAUCAACAGUCUGUUGGCACCCUUUGACUACACCACACAACCGUCAUGGCAGAACCCCAAAUACCUGGUCAGUGUCAUCUCCACAGAAGUGACGUAUGUUCUGGGGGGGCUGGUGUUCGCCUGGAUCGUGGAGGAGUGGGUGUGGGACUAUGCCAUCACGGUCACGCUGUUGCAUGUGGCCAUGACUGUUGCGGUGAUGUCAGAUUUGCCCUCAACAAAGCACUGGUGGAUCGCACUCGGCUCAGGCCUGGUGAUGAUGAUAUUUGGAGGACAGAUCCUGGCCUACAAACUCUUCAGGAGCAACUUCAUCUCCCCAGCCGAGCUUCACAACUUCUGACAAGGGCACAAGAUGCUUUGCCAGUGUUUCUACUUUUUUUUUUUUUGUAAA
This is a messenger RNA of Hippocampus zosterae (dwarf seahorse), 2423 nucleotides long. It is a transcript of the gene tmem244, whose product is annotated as transmembrane protein 244. The record is from RefSeq and is a predicted model, not a curated record. The transcript has 8 exons. The coding region runs from base 1848 to 2372 and encodes 174 amino acids. NCBI's taxonomy places the organism in Eukaryota, Metazoa, Chordata, Actinopteri, Syngnathiformes, Syngnathidae.